ACAAAAGGUUUGAGAUUUGCAGACAAAAUUAAAGAAAAAGUGCGUUUUUAUCACUCUUGUUGCGAAUAGCAUGAGUGCAGCUGAACAUUCCAGCACCAGCGGACAAAUGUCGACCUCGAGCACCAUGCUAAGCCUGGCAGAAAAGCAGAAGUACAUCGAAAACUACGACUUCCCCUACUGCGAUGAGUCCAGCAAGUACGAGAAGGUGACGAAAAUCGGUCAGGGAACUUUCGGUGAGGUGUUUAAGGCAAGGGAAAAGAAAUCAACCAAAAAGUUUGUAGCGCUCAAGAAGGUGCUGAUGGAAAAUGAAAAGGAAGGGUUUCCAAUUACCGCGUUGCGUGAAAUUCGCAUCCUACAGCUGCUUAAACACGAGAAUGUGGUGAACCUGAUCGAGAUUUGUCGUACCAAGGCCACCGUACAGAAUCGUUACCGGUCCACGUUCUAUCUUGUGUUUGAUUUUUGCGAGCACGAUCUGGCUGGGUUGCUGUCCAAUAUCAAUGUGAAGUUUAAUUUGGGUGAAAUUAAGAAGGUUAUGCAGCAACUGCUCAACGGACUUUACUACAUUCACAGCAAUAAGAUCCUCCACCGCGACAUGAAGGCAGCAAACGUACUGAUAACGAAGAAUGGCGUCCUUAAGUUGGCCGACUUUGGACUCGCACGUGCAUACAGCGUAUCAAAGAACGGUUUACCGAAUCGAUACACCAACCGUGUAGUGACGCUUUGGUACCGCCCGCCGGAACUGCUGCUGGGCGAUCGUAACUACGGUCCACCGGUCGAUAUGUGGGGUGCCGGUUGUAUCAUGGCCGAAAUGUGGACCCGCUCUCCGAUCAUGCAAGGUGCGACGGAACAGCAGCAGCUCAUUCUCAUUUCGCAGCUGUGCGGUUCGUUCACGAACGAUGUAUGGGCGGAUGUGGAGAAUCUGGAGCUGUUCCACAAGAUGGAGCUACCGAUGGGUCACAAGCGAAAGGUGCGUGAGCGCUUGCGUCCGUACGUGAAGGACCCGCACGGUAUCGAUCUGCUCGAUUAUCUGCUAAUGUUGGACCCGAAAAAGCGUAUCGAUGCGGACACGGCACUGAAUCACGACUUCUUUUGGACGGACCCGAUGCCGUGUGAUUUGAGCAAAAUGCUGUCGCAACACACGCAGAGCAUGUUUGAGUAUCUGACACCGCCGAGACGGCCGGGACACAUACGCCACUACCAGCAGCAGAUGGUGAAUAUGCAGGCUAAACCGCAGGACAACAGCUACCAGGAUCGGGUGUACUAG
Molecule: messenger RNA, 1264 nt
Organism: Anopheles maculipalpis
Lineage: Eukaryota; Metazoa; Arthropoda; Insecta; Diptera; Culicidae
Gene: Cdk9
Product: cyclin-dependent kinase 9
Exons: 4
Coding region: 71-1264 (397 amino acids)
Biological process (GO): protein phosphorylation
Cellular component (GO): nucleus
Molecular function (GO): cyclin-dependent protein serine/threonine kinase activity; ATP binding
Source: RefSeq, a predicted model, not a curated record